AUGGGCAUCAUACGACGCAAGAAGAGAGAACCGCGGUUGACUUUGAAAAUUCAUGCCCUGCAGGCUCACAACAUCACAGUGGAGAACUCUGGUUGCAAUCCUAUCUGUGUGGCUAUCAGCAAUGGCAAGUUCAGUCGUACUGCCAAGCAAAGAAACACCAGCUCGCCGUCGUGGAACCAGGUGCUCAAGUUGAAAUUACCCCAGAAAGCAACAUCGGAGUAUGUGCGAAUAGUGGUGUAUGACUUCUUGAGCAAUGCUGUGGAUGACAGCGCUGUGGAAACCCUGCGAUCGCAGGAAGAUGCGUCUCGUAGCUACGAUAGUUCGAGUCGCUACCUUUAUUUGGGUGAAGUCCGGCUCUCGCUGCGUGAUAUUUUCCGACGCAAGGAUCAACCUACCAGCUACAAUUUUUUGAAAAGUGCGGCUUGGUAUCCACUCUUCAAUCGUAACAGUUUGAAAUUCAUGCAUCACGACAUGCAGGACGCACCACCGUCUUUGGCCACAGGCCAAAUUCAACUGGCCGUUUCGUUGAGUUGCACACGAGGCACGAGCCUUAUCAAAGCCUUCAACGAAUGGAUUAGUGAUACUUCUUUCUCAACUUCUUCUAAAAGGCCCAGUCUUGGUAACAAAAGUUUCAGCAAAGUUGCUAUUUCGGAUUUACCCUCGAGCUCCACUACGGUAGACGAAGCGACUGGUGCAAGAAACACACCAGUUGAUGACGAUGAUGACGAAAGCGCAACAGACUUUGAGGAAAUUAUUCAAGACGACCCAGACGUCGACGAAGCAUCGGGAGGCUAUGGCGACAUCAACGACGACGAUGCGGAUGAUGAGGAUUUCGAUGUUGAGGAAAUCGAUGAUGAUGAAAAUAUGGAAUACGAUGGGACUGAGUAUAAUAACGCUGGCACCGGGAAGUAUUUAGAGCUCCCAGAGUUCGAAGAUCCAGCGGACGACUCCAAUGAUUUAAGUUCUACGGACGACGUGGAUAGCAACCACCUCGAUAUGGCUAAGGUGGCUACCGCACUUGACGAAUACGACGUUGUGUUGUCAAGAUCUGAUCUUGACGUCUCUGUGCCGCCUACCACUUCCAGAACUCCCUCUAUCUUCACAAAGGGAGGUAGCGGCGACACCAGCGACACGAACUCGAUAAGCACUAAUAGGUUCCUAUCUUUAUCCAAUCGUCGCCGCCGGCCCCAUCGGUCACGUCGUGGGAUGGUAACGGAAAACUAUGAGCUAUCCAAAGAAGGCCAUGCCACCGGCGUUAUAUUCAUGGAUAUCGAAAGCAUCGUUAAUUUGCCAGCUCUCAAGAACAAAUUUUCCAAGACUUACAUGAUGGAUCCUUUUGUCAUCGUUGCAUUUGGUCGUAGGGUUUUCAAAACGUCCUGUAAAAAACAUUCGCUGAACCCUACUUUUAACGAGCGGCUCGCCUUCGAGGUUUUCCCAAGCGAGACAAAUUUCAGUUUUCAUUUCAAAGUCAUCGACAAAGACUCGUUUUCGUAUCAUGACAAAGUAGCCAGUGGUGACAUGUCUUGGAGUGAGCUUAUUCAAAAACAAACCGGCAGGCAUCACGGCGAUGACUGGACAUCUGUAGAGAUUCCUUUGAAUUUCAGUGACUCCAUUGAUUCUACGACUUCUGAACCUGUUUUAAACAUACAGUUCAAGUUCGCGGCCUACUCCGAUUUGAAAAAACACUUUUGGGAAAGAGCUCUUAACAAGCUCUGUAGAGCCGAUGAACUAGAUCUUGUAGACGUCAGUCUAUUAAUGGAAAAGUUGGGGACGUUUUCUUAUGACGAGAUCAAUGACUUCUUUUACCAUUUUAACAAAUCACCUUGGUCUCAUGAUGUGCUAACCAAGAAAGAGCUGGUUACGUAUUUGCAGUUUUCUAAGGGCUCGUCCGGGUUCAAGGGUAUUAAAAGAUGUCCCUUAUGUUCCCGUCGCUGUAAAACUACCAAGCGUAGUGCAAGCUUCAAGCUAUUGCCCGAGAAUGACCUUAUAACACAUUUUUCGAUAUGCUCAUCAAGCGAAGAUAAAAGACGAAUGUUGAGGCCGUCGUAUGUGUCAUCGGAUUUUGCAACAAAAAGAUGGUUUUCCAAGUUUCUGAUCAAGCUGACUUACGGCAAGUAUGCCUUGGGCUCGAACAAUGCCAACAUAUUGGUCCAAGAUAGAGACUCUGGAAUUGUUCUUGAAGAGAAAAUAAGCGCACACGUCAGACUUGGCAUUCGGAUAAUCUACAAUGCCAAAGGUACGCAAUCCAAAAAAUUCAAGAAUUUGUUGAAGAAUCAGUCCAUAAAGCAAGGGAAAAAAUUCGAUAGCCCGGCUUCUGUCAAACAAAUUAUUCCAUUCAUCAAGUUUCACUCCCUAGACCUCUCGGAAUGUGAAGAGACGCCUUAUGGUACAUUCAACGAGUUCUUCUUCAGAAAGCUCAAGCCAGGGAGCAGGUCUCCGGAGGUUGACGACCCUAGGGUACUUCUCUCUCCUGCUGAUAGUAGAUGUACAGUGUUUUCAACCAUCAAGUCGUCGAAAGAAAUAUGGAUCAAGGGCAGAAAUUUUACACUGGCAAAGCUAACUGGAGAUUAUCACCCUGAGAUCUUCAAUGAUGCUUCAUGCAGCAUCGGUAUUUUCCGUCUGGCACCACAAGACUAUCAUCGAUUUCAUUCUCCCUGCAAUGGCGUCGUGGGAAAGCCGCUUGAGAUAUCUGGAGAAUAUUAUACGGUCAAUCCGAUGGCGGUGAGAACUGAACUAGACGUUUUCGGGGAAAAUGUUCGCACUGUGCUUUCCAUCCAUUCCCCGGAGUUUGGAACAAUUUUAUGCAUUGCCGUUGGUGCAAUGAUGGUUGGGUCAAUCAUCUUUACGUGCAAAGAAGGUCAGACGAUUGAACGAGGACAGGAACUGGGGUACUUUAAGUUCGGUGGGUCAACAAUCCUGCUAGUCAUUCCGUCGCAAGACGUCGUUUUUGAUACUGAUCUGCUGCAAAAUUCGUGCGAGCAGAUCGAAACAUUGGUGAAAGUGGGCAUGAGCGUAGGUCAUACUACCGAUGUAAAGGAGCACAAGCGUGAGAAGCACGUUCCAACCAGUGAGGCCGAUAUCGACAGGAUCAAACGAACGAUAUCCGUGUCUGAGGAAGCUGCCAAUCACAUCGGUAACGUAAGCUGGGAAUUUCGUGAUCUACAAAAACGACUUGGAACCAGACCAGAAAUUGCAAAUCAAGCGGAAGUGUCAGACCCUACAGAAGCAGCUGACGAUCUCGAACUUUCCAGUAUUAUUUAUCAAUAA
Messenger RNA from Lachancea sp. 'fantastica', 3267 nucleotides. NCBI's taxonomy places the organism in Eukaryota, Fungi, Ascomycota, Saccharomycetes, Saccharomycetales, Saccharomycetaceae. The record is from the annotation of a GenBank genome assembly.